AUAUGGAUAUGGAAUCUGAGAGGCUUCACAGUGCUGAGAACAGUGAACAAGGUUUAGAAAAGGACGAUGUCCUCAAGAGAAGAAUCUCUAGCCAUCCUCUCUAUGAACUCCUAGUUCAAGCUCACUUGCAGUGUUUGAAGGUAGGUGAAAUUUCCGACUUGGAGAGAGCGUUGGAGAUGGAUCAGAAGCUAAUUAUGAACAGGCAAAGCUUGGACGUAUUCAGCGAGCCAGAGCUUGAUCUCUUCAUGGAAGCAUAUUGCAAGGCGUUGGGGAAGCUGAAGGUAGAUAUGGAGGAACCACAACAAAAGGUGAUGGCUUUCAUAAACAACAUGCAUUCACAGUUGAAGGAGCUCACUUUGCCUGGUCAUCACCCACCUGCUGCGUCGUCUCCCACAACUUCUUCUGCUCACUGCAAUAUUCUUCAAAGUGAUUGAUUCUUCACUUUAGAAUUUAAAUUAGAGCUUCACUUUUCUUAGUGUGGUUGUUAUUAUGAUUAAUGUGUUCGAAUCUCCUAGCUAGGCUAAUAGCUUAUUAUUUAAAGCCUCUGUUAUUUCCCAUUUGGCAAAAGCUGAUUCUGU
Molecule: messenger RNA, 578 nt
Organism: Neltuma alba
Lineage: Eukaryota; Viridiplantae; Streptophyta; Magnoliopsida; Fabales; Fabaceae
Product: homeobox protein knotted-1-like 2
Exons: 3
Coding region: 3-434 (143 amino acids)
Cellular component (GO): nucleus
Molecular function (GO): DNA binding
Source: RefSeq, a predicted model, not a curated record